Molecule: messenger RNA, 1827 nt
Organism: Eremothecium sinecaudum
Lineage: Eukaryota; Fungi; Ascomycota; Saccharomycetes; Saccharomycetales; Saccharomycetaceae
Gene: GCD2
Product: translation initiation factor eIF2B subunit delta
Exons: 1
Coding region: 1-1827 (608 amino acids)
Source: RefSeq, a predicted model, not a curated record
AUGAGCUCUGAAACAGUCUCUGAUAAUGAAUCAGAACAGCAAACCCAAUCUGUUCGUCAAAGAACUUCUGUUCAAGACAAUAAAGAGCCAAGUGUCUCUUCUCAAUCUGAUGAAAAGAAGUUAUCAAACAAGGAACUAAAAGAAUUGAAGAAAAAGGAGAAAGCCGCAAAGAGAUCUGCUAAGAAACAGGCUAGCGGUAUCACUGUUGAACAACAACAGCAACAAGCUCAGAUUAAAAGGGAAAAAAAGCAAUUACAGCGAGAACAACAAUUAGCUGGGAACAAGAAGGGGAAGAACAAUAAAUCAGAACCAAAGUAUGCUAGUAAGAAAUCAACAUUAUUUGGACAUUUGGAAACCACAGAAGAUAGAAGAGCAUCUUUCCUAGCUGUUACAAGUGCUAUUUGCUCUAAUGGUGCGUCUAAGAUCACAGCUACGGGCCUUAUGCUCCCAACGGUUGCAACAGCAUUGACUGUUAACAAUACCAAUAUCACUCCACCACCAGGACAUAUUCCUGUAGCAUCAGGAGCUCCUCCAAACGCGAUUGAUGUGGCUGCCCAAAUGCUGGCCAAUGUUUCAAUGGACGAUGAGGCGUCAUUCUUUCCUGGUACCUCAUCGGUUAUCCCACUUACACUAGAAGGCAGUUUGAAAAAUUCACAAUUAAUUUCAUCCGUGAAAGAAUUGGUGGCUAACAAAGAUCUCCUUCAUCCAGCCAUCGCUCUGCUCACCUCAGAAUUUGCGUCGUACAAGAUUGUGGGAUCAAUUCCCCGUUGUUUGGCGAUGUUAGAAGCGUUCCAAAUUGUAAUAAAGGACUAUAAGACACCAGAGGGCACAACUUUGUCACGUAAUCUCACAAACUAUUUGUCCCAUCAAAUUGACUUUUUGAAAAAGGCUAGACCACUCAGCGUAACAAUGGGAAACGCGAUCAGAUGGUUAAAGCAAGAGAUCUCACUAAUCGAUCCUGCAACCUCUGAUCAGAAGGCAAAAGACCAACUAUGUGAGAAGAUAGCUCAAUUUGCUCGUGAGAAGGUGGAACUUGCAGACCAGCUGAUUUUGGAAAACGCAUCGCAACAUAUCGAUAACAAUAGUACUAUUUUAACAUAUGGUUGUUCGAAAGUUCUCACAGAUCUCUUUAUUCAAAACGCAGUAGAUCUCGGAAAAAACUUUGAAAUCAUUAUUGCGGAUUCCAGGCCAUUAUUUGAAGGUCGUAAGAUGGCAGAACAGUUAAGAAACAAGGGUCUAAAUGUUACUUAUGUACUCAUAACCAGUUUAGCCACUGUUUUCAAUAUGGAUAUUGAUUACGUCAUAUUGGGCGCACACUCAAUUCUAUCCAAUGGCUUUCUAUAUUCUAGGGUGGGUACCGCUAUGUUAGCUAUGAGUGCAAAGAGAAGGAACAUCCCAGUUUUAGUCUGCUGUGAAUCACUGAAGUUUUCCCAGAGAGUUCAACUAGACAGUGUCACCUUCAAUGAGUUGGCCGAUCCGAAUAUUCUGGUCAAUAUUAGCUCUGAUGAUCCUGUAAAAAGGCAUAGCAACAAGGGCUUCUUACUACAAAAAUUUGUGAAAGAGCGGGCAGACCAUUUAAAACAGAAAGACGAGCAAGAUAUCAAGCAAAAUGCAAAUAUUUCCACAAAGGUACCAGAAAACAAUACAACCAGUGAAUCAGAAAAAUCUAUCCUUGCAGAUUGGCACGAGCUUCCACAUUUGAAUAUUUUCAACAUGUUAUACGACCUCACUCCUCCAGAAUACAUAAAAAAGGUUAUUACUGAAUUCGGUGCACUACCUCCUUCUUCUGUCCCUGUUAUCUUAAGAGAGUAUAAAGGCUCUGUCUGA